Messenger RNA from Salvia miltiorrhiza (redroot sage), 858 nucleotides. RefSeq names its product ethylene-responsive transcription factor ERN3-like. Lineage: Eukaryota; Viridiplantae; Streptophyta; Magnoliopsida; Lamiales; Lamiaceae. Gene Ontology annotation, molecular function: DNA binding; DNA-binding transcription factor activity. Gene Ontology annotation, biological process: regulation of DNA-templated transcription. The transcript has a single exon. The coding region runs from base 1 to 858 and encodes 285 amino acids. The record is from RefSeq and is a predicted model, not a curated record.
AUGGCCGGAUUCAACUCCACAAAUACCACAAUAGCCGCCGCCAACAACAACAACAAUAACAACAAUACGAACAAAGUUCAGGCUAAAAAGUCACCGACGCCGCGUAGAUUCGUCGGCGUGAGGCAACGUCCGUCGGGGAGAUGGGUCGCCGAGAUCAAGGACUCGUCGCAACGCGUCCGCCUCUGGCUCGGCACCUACGACACCCCCGAGGAGGCCGCCCGGGCCUACGACGAGGCCGCGCGCGCCCUCCGCGGCGAGAAUGCGCGCACCAACUUCUCCUCGCCCGGCCCGAGCCCGAACCCGAACCCGAACAUGGACCCGAACCGGGCCGUUUCGCCGGCGGAGAGCGACGGCCGGCACGGGCUGAGCUUCUCCUCCCUGAAGGCGAAGCUGAGCAAGAAUCUGCAGAACAUCAUGGCGAGGAACACGGAGAGCAAGGCGUCGUCGAAGAGCAGAGUGAGCGACCACUUCACCUUCGCCAGCAUCUUCCACUGCAGAGGCGGCUACCACCACCACCACCACCAAUACGGCGGCGGCGACAUCAAGAAAAUCGAGAAGUCGGUGCAGCCAAGCGUGAUCGUGCCGCAUGUCGUCUGCCACGAGGGCGCGUCGCCCUCGUGGGAGACGUCGAGCAUCUCCGACUACAGCGGCGAGUGGCAGGGGUUCCGGCACCCCGCCCUCGACUCCGACGGGUCGGAGAUGAGCUUGAACGAGCAGACGGCGAUGGGGUGGAUCAGCAGCCCGGAAGUGAUGAGUGGCGGCGGUGGAGAAGGUUCUAGAAGCAAAAGAUUCAAGGUUUCUUCGUCUGUUUUAGUCCCACCUACGUUUACUGAAUCUCCAGCACACAGUGAAUGGUGA